AUGGUACUACAUCAUCAUCAUAAUUUACAUGUACCACCAUUAGAUUCAAAUAUGGGUAAUAAUUCAUUAAUUUAUUUACAAAAUAAUAAUAUAUCAAUAAAUUGUUCAGUAUAUUCAUUAACAAAUGGUACUAUAAAAUUAUUAGAUCAUUAUAAUCAAACUUGGAAUAAUGCAACAAAUUUACAUGAAUUUUUACCAGCUUAUUAUAUAACAAAUUGUUCAAUACCAAAAUUAAUUAAUUUAGUUUUAGAACAAGAAUAUGAUAAUAACAACCUAACAAAAAAGAAUACAAAUUUUGAUCAAAGUCCUUAUAAUCAAAGAGAUAAUGGUGAUACUUUUGUUGCUAUAUUAUUUACUUUAUGUGGUUCAUGUGUUUCAUGUUGGAUGUUAAGUUUAUUAUUAUAUUUAACUCCAAAACAUAAAAGAAAACCUUGGUUAACUCAAUUUACAACUAUAUUUUAUUCUAUAGUAACAAGUAUUUUAUUAAAUAUUUUAACAAAAUCUUCAGAACAAGAAUAUUAUAAUGAUAAUUUAGAUAUUAUAAAAUUACAUCAAAAAUUAUAUAAUUCAAAUGUUUAUAAAAUUUUAAUGGUUUUAACUCAAGUUUUAACAAUGAGUUCAUGGUUUCAAAUUAUUCAAAAAUUAAUUAAACUGAAAUUUAAAAUUUAUACUAGUUUGUUAAAUUUCUUUUUUAUGGGUUUAUAUCUUGCUGUUUUCACUUAUUAUCAAGUGAUAUAUAAUACUUUACCUUUUAUUCAUCAACAAUAUCCAGAUUUAACUGAUUAUAAUAGAUGGAAUAUUGUAAGAGCUAUAACAAGAUUAAUUGUUGUAUUUUGGUUUUUAGGAAUUAUAACUUAUUAUACAAUAUUUAUAAAAAAUCCAAGGAAAAUAUGUUAUAAUAGAAAAUUAUUUCCAUUAGCUUUAUUUGUUUGGUUUUUAUUUUUAUUAGAUAUUGUUUUAACUAUUUUAAAUGUUUCAUUAUUUAUUGAUAAAUGGUUAGUUAGAACUUGGUUAAUUUUAAUACCUUACUUGAUUGAAAUUAUAUUAUUAACAGUAAUAUGGGAAUGGAUUUAUAAUAUUUGGAUAUUAGAAAAAAGAUAUGAAUUAAUGAAUGUAUUAGGAAGAAGAAUAAGUUAUGAAGAUGUUGUUAGUUUUAAAAAUUCACCAAAUAAAUCAAAAUCAAGUACUUUUAUGGAAAAAUUAUCUAAUUGGUUCUUGUAUAAAUUUAAAACAAAUAAUAAUAUAAGAGAAAUUGAAGAUGAAGAUAGUUUGAAGGAGUUUUUCACUUCAUCAAGUAAUUCUUUUGAAAGAACAAUAACUACUAAUACAAACUUAGGUAAUGAUAAUACAACUACAGAAAAUAUUAAUAGAACUAAUGCUGCUACUACUACACUUGAUGAAGAUGCCUAUAACAACGAUAAUAACAAUGAUGACGACAAUAAUGGCAAUCUGAACAGCAGUAGCGAUAAUGACAAUAAUGACAAUAACGAAUUGAACGAUUUUAAUGACAAAAACGACAAUAAUAAUAAUAUUCAUGCUGGUCAUGAUAAUUACGAUGAUGAUGAUUACGAAAUUUAUGAUAAUGAACACGUUAACGAGUUUUUUGAUGACAAUGAGGAUGACAGUGAUAAUGAUACUAGUGCAUAUUAUGUCAUUGAUCAUGAUAAUUCUGACUAUGCUGGUCAUAGAAUCAGUAAUGAUAGAGAAAUUUAA
This is a messenger RNA of Lodderomyces pseudojiufengensis, 1713 nucleotides long. RefSeq names its product Dfg16p (gene DFG16). Bases 1 to 1713 code for a protein of 570 amino acids. The transcript has a single exon. Gene Ontology annotation, biological process: cellular response to pH. Lineage: Eukaryota; Fungi; Ascomycota; Pichiomycetes; Serinales; Debaryomycetaceae. The record is from RefSeq and is a predicted model, not a curated record. Gene Ontology annotation, cellular component: plasma membrane.